AUGAUUCCUGCGGGUGGAAGAAGAUCUAAAAUAAGACCACCAAGGAAAUCAUUAAUUAGUUCAUCAUCAUCUGCAGAAAAUUCUACAACUGAUCCAACUAUAGAUUUUGAUAAAAAUUGGUCAAUAUUACAAAAUGCAAUAUCUCAAAUUCAAAAUAAAAAUGUAUCUAAUUUAUCAUAUGAACAAUUAUAUCGUAAAGCUUAUGUUUUAGUAUUAAGAAAAUUUGGAGGAAGAUUAUAUGAUAAUGUUGGGGAUUCAAUAAAACAACAUUUAUUAAAUCAAAGAUUUAAAUUAUUAACUUCAUUAAGUCAUGAACAAUUUAUGCAAACUUUAAUACGAGAAUGGGAUGAACAUUUACAAAGUAUGAAAUUUAUAAGUGAUGUUUUAAUGUAUUUAAAUAGAGUAUAUGUAAAGGAACAAAAAAAAUUAUUGAUUUAUGAUUUAGGUGUUCAAUUAUUUAAAGAUUAUAUUAUAAUGUAUAAUAAUAAUGAAAUAGGAUCUAAAACUACAAAUAUAAUACUAGAGGAAAUCACCAAAAGUAGGAACGGGAUAGUCAUUACUUCAAAUAUGUAUAUAACAAAAAUCAUUCAAAUGAUGGAAAUGUUAGUUGAAAAUAAUUUAUCAUCAGAUGUUCAAUAUGGAGAGAAUUAUUAUCAAAUUAUAUUUGAACCUAUAUUUUUAAAAAGUUCAGAAACAUUUUUUCAAUCAUUAUCAAAAUCUUACGUGUCAUUAAACUCAGGAUCAAAAUAUUUACAAGCUACUUCACAAUUUAUUAAAGAUGAAGAAAAUAGAAUCAAAUUUUAUUUACCACUGUCAACACAUCCAAAAUUAUCAAAUUUAAUGGAUAAUAUAUUAAUUAAAGAUAAAAUUGACAAAAUGAUACUACUAUCGAACGAAGGUUUGCAAUAUUGGCUACAACCUGUAUUAUCAAAUUUAUUAAAAGACGGAAACUUAGAGCCCAAUCAUUAUAAUGAAUUAAAAAUAUUGUAUCGACUUAUUGGUAGAAUAGAUAAUGAAUAUCAAUUAUUAAGAAUCAGAUUGAAAGAAGCUAUAAUAUCACAAGGUUUACUACUACCGGAACUUGUAAGAAAUUCGAUGGAUUCAGGUUCUGAAAAGAAAGGACUCAAUCAAACAUUAUUUGCCACUAAAUGGAUUGAAGCUGUUUUAAAAUAUAGAGAGGAAAUGAUACAAAUAUGGACUCAAUCUUUUGAUAGUAAUCCAAUAAUUGAACAGACAUUGAUGUUUGCAAUGAGAGAUUUCAUUAAUAACUAUAAUAAAAGAACUAGUGGGAAUAAUAAUGCAAUCAAUGCAUCAGAAGUUUUAUCAAUAUACAUGGACUAUCGUAUCAAGCAACUUAAUAAAGGCACAUCAAGUAAAGAAAUGGCAAGUUCAGGCGAUCUGGCUGAAAAUUUAAUAAAUAAUUCAAUACAAUUUCUAAGAUUUAUCAAAGAUAAAGAUGCAUUUGAGGCUCAUUUUGCUAAUCAUUUUGCUAAAAGGUUUUUGAAUUCUAAAACAUCUACUUAUGGUUCAUUAAAAGGUAUAGAUAUUGAAGAAAUGGUACUUUCAAAACUUUGUGAAGAAAUGGGAACUUCAUCAUUAGAUAAAGUUAUUAAAAUGAAUAAAGAUAUAAAAACUUCAAGAGAUACUACAAAGGAAUGGACGAUGAAUCAAACCAAGUCAAAUAAAUCCAUGGAAUUAGAUUUGAAAAUCUGUAAUGUAUCUAUAUGGCCUAAAUCAUUAACUAAAGAUUAUAAAAAUACUGAAACUAAUGAAGAACAACAAACUUUUAAAUGGCCACGUCAAUUAAGAGAAACAAUACUUGAAUUUGAAGAAUUUUGGUUUUCUGGUAAAAAGAAUGAUAAUAAAUCAUUAUAUUGGUCACCAAAAUUUGGAUCAAUUGAUAUGAAAAUUACUUAUCCUUCAAAAACUUAUGACAUCAAUUUAUCAGUUUAUGCAGCUAUUAUAAUGUUAUUAUUUGCACCUGGUUCAUCACUUGAAGGUGAAGUGAAACUGGCAUUUGAAGAGAAAAAACAAUAUUCAUAUAAAGAAAUUGCUGAAUUAACUGGUAUACCAACUCAAGAAUUGAAAAGACAUUUACAAUCAAUAGCAGUUGCUCCAAAACUGAGACUUCUAGUUAAAAUACCAAUGUCAAAAGAAGUUAAUGAAGAUGACAUUUUCAAAUUAAACGAAAAAUUCAAAUCACCAAGUGUUAAAGUGAAAGUUUUAACAGUAUCCUUAUCAUCAUCAGCAUCAGCUUCAUCAAACAAAAAAUCCAACGCAGAAACAGAUGAAGUAAAUUCACAUAUAUCAGAAGGUAGAAAUAUUGAAAUUAAUGCUGCAAUAGUAAGAAUAAUGAAAUCAAGAAGAACUGUAAAACAUAAUGAAUUAAUUGAAGGUUUGAUCAAACAAUUAAGUAAUAGAUUCCAACCACUGAUUGUAUUGAUGAAACAAAGGAUUGAAGAUUUAAUUGAUAAAGAGUAUUUGGAAAGAGAUGCUGAUGAUAGAAAUUUAUACCAUUAUAUAACUUAG
Lodderomyces jiufengensis is the source of this 2529-nucleotide messenger RNA. RefSeq names its product cullin. The transcript has a single exon. Gene Ontology annotation, biological process: protein ubiquitination; ubiquitin-dependent protein catabolic process. Lineage: Eukaryota; Fungi; Ascomycota; Pichiomycetes; Serinales; Debaryomycetaceae. The coding region runs from base 1 to 2529 and encodes 842 amino acids. Gene Ontology annotation, molecular function: ubiquitin protein ligase binding. Gene Ontology annotation, cellular component: Cul3-RING ubiquitin ligase complex. The record is from RefSeq and is a predicted model, not a curated record.